CCUUGCGCGCGGGAACAUGGCGGCGUCCUGGUGGAGGUCUUGAGGGGGGAACCAAGUUGGUAUGGCGUUGACGUCGGGGCCCGCGAGGCGGGCACUGGUUCGCCCUGGGCGCCUCGGCCUUGGGGACUGCGGGGCUCCGAGACGCGGGGCGUACGAGUGGGGCGUGCGCUCCACGCGGAAGCCCGAGCCUCGUCCCCUGGACAGGGUGUACGAGAUCCCUGGACUGGAGCCCAUCACGUACGCGGGGAAGAUGCACUUCAUGCCCGGGCUGGCGCGGCCGGUCUUCCCGCCCUGGGACCCCGGUUGGACGCACCCAAAGUUCCGCCGCCCGACCCCGGUUCACGAGCAGCCGCUGUACAAGGAUCAGGCCUGCUACGUCUUCCACCAGCGUUGCCGCCUCCUCGAGGGUGUAAAGCAGGCCCUCUGGCUUACCAAAGCCAAGUUAAUAGAAGGCCUUCCCGAGAAAGUGCUUAGCCUCGCCGCUGAUCCGGAGAACUACAUAGAGAACCAAGAUGAACGCCUUCUGAACGUGAUCUCUCACGCCCGUCUCUGGCACUCUACUGAAGACACCCCGAAGAGAGAGGCCUACUGCCCAGUCAUUGUGGACAGUCUGAUACAGCUGUGUAGAUCCCAGAUUCUCAAGCAUCCCUCUCUGGCCAGACGGAUCUGCGCCAAAAACUACACGUUAUCCACCACCUGGAAUCGAGAGUCUUUUCUCCUUCAGGUCCGUGGUUCCAGUGGAGCCCGACUGAACACCAAGGAUCCGCUGCCCGCCGUCGCCUCCAAAGAGGAGGUUGAAGCUACUAAGAAUCAUGUUCUUGAGACCUUCUAUCCCAUAUCUCCCACUAUUGAUCUUCAGGAAUGCAAUGUUUAUGAUGUGGAAGACAACACAGGAUUCCAGGAGGGUUAUCCUUACCCCUAUCCCCACACCCUGUAUUUCCUGGAGUCAGCCAAUUUACGACCACACCGCUUUCAACCAGAUCAGCUGCGGGCCAAAAUGAUCCUGUUUGCCUUUGGCAAUGCCCUGGCUCAGGCCCGGCGCCUCUAUGGGAAGGACGCUAAGGUUUUGGAGCGGCCGGUAGUUGUGCAGAGUGUGGGCACCGACGGACGCGUCUUCCAGUUCCUGGUGCUGCAGCUGAACACCACAGAGCUGGCCGCUCACGAGGGCAUCAAGAACCUGGUCUGGGUGGACUCAGACCAGCUCCUCUAUCAGCAUUUCUGGUGUCGCCCGGUGAUCAAAAAGAAGGUGGUUGUGGAACCUGUGGGGCCGACUGGUUUCCAGCCAGAGACAUUCAGGAAGUUUUUAGCUCUGUAUUUACAUGGUGCUGUGUGAACCAAGGACCAUUCUGAGGUCUGAAGCCUCCUUGCCCCCCCUCCCGCAAAAGAUCCUGUACCCAGAGCAGUGCUGGGCCUCCCUGGAGCCUCCGUGUUCAUCUGGCCUGCUGUCUGGCUGCCAAUAAAGAGCCUCCCGGUACACUGGAGCCUGGGCCUGGUGUGGGGGGCCGUCAGGAGGGGCGCCCAUAGCUGUACGUGGGCCGUGCCGUGAGCCGGCCUCCGUGGGUGCAAGCUCGGGAGCCUGACCUGCCCCACCUUAAGCCCGGCUCUGCCCACAGCCCACCUGGACUUUAGGUAAGAAUCUUCGUCUCUUGGAGUUUUACCUUCUUCACCUGAAACUUGAGAAUAACAUGACCUCCCUUGAAGACUGUAGAUGCGUAUGGAGCAUCUGCCAUAGGAUAGGUGCUCUCUGAUGCUCCCUGGAUUCUCACGGGACUCUCUAAAUUGUGGGCACAUUUCAUAAUGACUGCAGGAAAUCUGAAUAGAACAUUCAUCGUAGAUUUCUCCCUAGCAUCCGGGUUAGUAGACCAAGUACAUCCCUGGUUCGGCUGGCCUCUCUUUGUUCACAUCACACCCAAGUUCUGCUCAGGGCCCAGCACCUUAGACGUAGCAUCCUGUUUAAUCCUCACGUGUCGUUUCCAUAUUCAGGGAAGUGGUUGAAUGCCCAUGUGCCGGGCACUGUUCUGGGCCCUCGAGAUAAGGGAACUCAGAUAGUAUAAGGUUCCCUAGGUCACAUGGCGGGUGGUACAGGUCAGCUUCCUAGGAGAACACUUGGGGAUGUGCAGGUGAGUUGGGGGAGGACCUGGAGGACCAGCGCCUGUGGGGAGUGAUGGGGCAGUGCUGGGCAGAGAGCCUGAGCUCGGUGGGUUUGCAUCUGAGGUCUCGGCCAGCUCCCAGUUCUGUGGGUGCUCUGAAGCAGAGCUGUCCCGCCCAGAGGUGAGGAGCUGAGCCUUUCUGCAGACACCACUGGCCUGCCGCCAGUCACUGAUACACACUGUUCGUCAGAGCGGGAGACGCCUAAGGUGAGGUGGGUGGAGGGCGACUCCCAGAGGGACUUGGCUGAGAGCAGGCAGCCACGGAAGCAGUUAGGUCUGCCCUGCUGGAGGGCGUCCG
Molecule: messenger RNA, 2448 nt
Organism: Neomonachus schauinslandi (Hawaiian monk seal)
Lineage: Eukaryota; Metazoa; Chordata; Mammalia; Carnivora; Phocidae
Gene: MRPL37
Product: mitochondrial ribosomal protein L37
Exons: 7
Coding region: 62-1333 (423 amino acids)
Biological process (GO): translation
Cellular component (GO): mitochondrion; ribosome
Molecular function (GO): structural constituent of ribosome
Source: RefSeq, a predicted model, not a curated record